This is a messenger RNA of Malania oleifera, 1144 nucleotides long. Its product is annotated as cysteine and histidine-rich domain-containing protein RAR1. Bases 221 to 883 code for a protein of 220 amino acids. The transcript is spliced from 5 exons. Gene Ontology annotation, biological process: defense response to bacterium; defense response to fungus. The record is from RefSeq and is a predicted model, not a curated record. Gene Ontology annotation, cellular component: cytoplasm; nucleus. Gene Ontology annotation, molecular function: Hsp90 protein binding. NCBI's taxonomy places the organism in Eukaryota, Viridiplantae, Streptophyta, Magnoliopsida, Santalales, Ximeniaceae.
GGAAGAUCUCCCUUGAUCGAAAUGCAGCGCUCGACUGAGGAGAGAAGGCAGCUGAACACAAUCCUGGCCGUACGUUGUGGGGACUGACGCUGCGGUCAAGAUCGGGCCGAUUCCUUCCCUCACCCAAGCCCACGCAUGACGCUUUUCUCGAAGCCUCCGAUAACCAGUGCCCUGCUCAAGGGAGAGAAAAAUCUAGCGCGAGGAAAAGGUUAGAAAGAGAAUGGCGAAGCUUCUUUGCCAGAGAAUAGGCUGCAACGCCAUGUUCACGGAGGACGAUAAUCCCGAAGGUUCCUGCACAUAUCAUGAUUCGCCUAUAUUUCACGAUGGGAUGAAGGAGUGGAGUUGUUGUAAGAGAAGAAGCCAUGAUUUCACUCUAUUUCUAGAAAUUCCGGGAUGUAAGACAGGUAAGCACACAACUGAGAAGCCAGUGUCAACAAAACCGGCUGUUGCUUCAAAGAAACCAAUUUCUGCUCCAGCUCCUGCAAUUGAUGCCUUGUCAAAACAAGCUUGCUCUAGGUGCCGGCAGGGAUUCUUCUGCUCAGAACAUGGUUCUCAAAAGCAAGCAAUGAAUACGAAAACAUCAAAUGCAGUGGCAGCUGCUCCGGCUGAAAGCAAUGGGAAUGUUCAGGCAGGCUCUUCCGCUCCAGCAAAGAAGAAAGUGGAUAUAAACCAGCCGCAGACCUGUAGGAAUAAGGGCUGUGGUAAAACUUUCAAAGAAAAAGAUAAUCAUGAAACUGCAUGCAAUUUCCAUCCUGGCCCAGCAGUUUUCCACGACCGGAUGAGAGGGUGGAAAUGCUGUGACAUGCAUGUUAAGGAAUUCGAUGAGUUCAUGAGCAUACCUCCGUGCACUCAGGGAUGGCAUAAUGCAAAUCCAGUGUCAUAAGGAGCAGGCACAAUUGAAGGCAAGUUGUUCCCGUUCUUUAUAUUGUUGUGUGUGGAUAGACCCGACUUGCUUCGUGUAUUUCUUUCGUGGCAUACUAUUUUAUGUUUGACAAUCUAACCGAGUUGCAAGGUAUAAACCAAGAGACUACCAUUACCAUCUUUGUGGUGUGGUGUUUUUAAGUUUUUAUUAAACAUUUUGAGACGACUCAUCUAUGUUUUCUUCAUGGUCUUUAGAAUGUUAUUACGGGUUCAAGUUUAAAAA